CUCCUCUAUCCCGAGUCCUUCCUGCCAGAGGCCCCAGGCCCCAGCUGUCAACGUCGUCCUCGUCCUCUCCUCCGCCGCCUCCUCUUCCUCUUCCCAACUUCCCCUCGACCCUCUGCCCUUCCCUUCCCCGUUUCUCCGCUCACUCAACUCAGGCGCCGCGCUCCGGUGAAUGCGAUGGCCACGGCUUCGCCGGAGCCGCUCUCCAGCGGCCAGGAGGGGGACGAGGAUGAUGAGGUGAGGCUCGACGACGAAUCGGAUCAGGCGCUCAAGGAGAAGUUGCAACGAAUACAGUACGGACUCAACAAGUUCAUCCCCCCGGACGGUGGGAAGAAGUACCGCCUAUUGCGCGACUCCAUCAACCGCGAGCUCGCCCGCCGCCAAGCUGCUCGCUCGGCCUCGGCCUCUCCCCAGCCACGGCCAUCGCGUCCGCCGGGCCGCCAAGGCGAGCCGCAGGAUAACAGCAGAUGCGAAAGGAUAAUCCAGUCAAGGCAUGCAGAAUCGUCUGGUUUGCCUAGUGAUUGCAAUGAGAAUCAUGGAGUAACCAAAUCUGAUUUCUUUUCCGCAUUUAAGGUGGAUGAUGAGGCAGGCCUUAAUUUGUCUCGUAUGGAGAUAACUAGUGCAAGCCCUAGCAAGCCUAAAACUUCAGUAGAGAGUGAAGGGAAGUUUUGUGAGGUGGAUGAGUCUUGUGAAACCGAUGGACAACCAAUAUGUUUGUCUACCAAAAAAGUAUCAUAUAUGGACAACUCAAUCGACCUGGAAAAUUUGUCUCCUGGCGAUGCAUUCAAGGAUAAUGGCCACACUAGGAUACAUGAACAUGCUUCUACGCCUUCUCGAAAAAGGAAAGGAGAUGACCCAGGGGCCUUUUCAAUGCGGUUGAGAUCAAGAAAGGUUCAAGAGGUUGUUCUACUCGAUGGAGAUGCACGUCAUUCAGAAUCCGCAGAUAAGAUAACCAAUAAAUGGGAUGCAAUGAAGAUAUACUAUCCUUCAAGUGAACACCCUCAGUCUGUAGAACUUUCUCAUGAUGACAUAAAAUGCCUAGAGCCUGAGUCUUUGCUGUCCUCACCUAUAAUGAACUUCUACAUUAUGUACCUGCAACAGCCAAUGUCAUCAAUUAGUAUACCAAAAGGCAAGUGCCAUAUUUUCAACACAUACUUCUUCAGCAAACUUGAAGCCCUAAUAUCAAAGGUAGACAAAGCUUCUUAUUUCUUGAAGCUGAGAAGAUGGUGGAAAGGCAUAGACAUAUUCAAAAAAGCAUAUAUAUUAUUCCCUGUGCAUGCAGAUACCCACUGGAGCCUUGUAAUUAUAUGUAUGCCAUCAAAGGAAGAUCAAUCAGGCCUCAUUAUACUUCAUUUGGAUUCACUGAAGUUUCAUAGAAGCAGACAUAUUUUCAGUGUCGUUGAGAGAUUCUUAAAAGAAGAAUGGAGUUACCUGAAUAAAAAUGGUUCUUUAGAAGAAUGUCCUAUACAAGAAAUGGUGUGGAAGAACCUUCCUCGCAAGAUUGAGAAGAAACCUAUUGCGGUCCCGCAGCAGGAAAAUGAAUAUGACUGUGGCCUCUUUGUUCUAUACUACAUGCAGCGAUUCAUUGAGCAGGCACCUGAGAGGAUUCACAAGAAAGACCUUUCCAUGGCGAGUGACUAUCUUUUGGCAAAAGAUGGUUCCAACCUGAAGAGGCUUCUGCAUUACGGACGAAAAUUCAGAGUGUGCUUCUUCAGUUGUUUCAUGAAGCUAAACCCAAUAACAAUACACCAGAGCAGCAGACAACGGGUCCGUCGCUUGUGGAAGCUAAAUCUAAGAAUAAUUUAAUGGAGCCGACAGUGCCAGAACAACCUGUGGAAGGCAGUUCAGCCAAGUUGGCAUCACCGAACCAUUUGGAUGGCAGUUCAAUCCAACCAACAAGUUUUGAGCACCCUUUGGAAUGCAGUUGACUUUACCACCUUGGAAGCAACUAAUGUUGCUGUAGAAAUCGGCUCGGCCUUGUGUAUUAUAGAGGGGAAUGUGUACAUCUCUGAGCAUUGUAGUCUGCAUCUGUAGGUAGGGAGACUUGACGUGGUGUCGCGUAACAGAACAUUGAAGUUAAUGCACCUGCGGGAGCUGCCCUGUAUAUAACAGUAGAAUAACUGGUAGUGUAUGAGCCACUCGAGGUUGAUUUCAUUUGACCUUUUAGGCUUUUAGGUUCGACUGGAAGAGGAUAAUCUAAUUUUAAAGGCCUGAUUGAGAGGAUGUUUUAUAA
Lolium perenne is the source of this 2230-nucleotide messenger RNA. RefSeq lists its product as uncharacterized. NCBI's taxonomy places the organism in Eukaryota, Viridiplantae, Streptophyta, Magnoliopsida, Poales, Poaceae. Gene Ontology annotation, biological process: proteolysis. The record is from RefSeq and is a predicted model, not a curated record. Gene Ontology annotation, molecular function: cysteine-type peptidase activity.